AUGUCCAUCGCCCGCCCGCCCAUCCCGCCCGCCCUUCACCUGGCACCCCGUCCCACGCCCACGCAGGCCCUCGCCCCGCCCACUCACACGCUCGGUGCUCUAAGUGUAGGCGUGACCUGCCCUGAUUUAGGUCCCUGCGAGGUCACAGGCCCCAGGGCGGCGUCUGAUGUGCCCCUGGGCCUGUCCCCGGGGGAUGGGCGUGGGGACAGCCCGCCCACCGCCGCCCACCCGCCCCUGUCCCCGGCAGAUCAGCCCCUGGACUUGCGCCUCGCUCACAGGAAGCGGCGGGCCAGCGGUGAGGGGCGCCGCUCCCCACGUCCCCCCAGCGAGCCUCCCGCGCCGCUGGUGCCUCCCCAGACGAGCCCCCUUCACGCCCCCCACGAAGGCAUUAAGAUGCUGGAAUGCUACAGACUACCCGCGCCACGCCCCCCUCCGCUGCCCCCCAUCCUGUACCCGCGCCCCCUACACCCCUCCCCUCUGCUGUACCCUGGGGGUGGCCGCGGGGCACUUGCUGGGCGGCCUCAGGGAGCGGCGCCAGGCGGAGCACCCCCCGGGCGUCCUGCGCGGCCCCGGGAGCGGUACUCGUGCAAGUUCUGCGGCAAGGUGUUCCCGCGCUCGGCCAACCUGACGCGCCACCUGCGCACGCACACGGGCGAGCAGCCGUACAAGUGCAAGUUCUGCGAGCGGUCGUUCAGCAUCUCGUCCAACCUGCAGCGCCACGUGCGCAACAUCCACAACAAGGAGAAGCCCUACAAGUGUCGCCUGUGCGAGCGUGCCUUCGGCCAGCAGACCAACCUGGACCGCCACAUGAAGAAGCACGAAUCGGACGGCCCCACCAUCCUGGACAGGGCGCUGCGACCCCCGCCCCUCCUGCCCUCCCUCGCCUUCCCCCUCCUGCCGCUGCCGCCCCAGGACGACGAGGACGAGGACAUCGACGUGGAGAACGAGGAUGACGACGAGGGGGAGGAGAGGGAGGGGGGCGGGACAGGGAACAGGGUGGGGGGCGACAGCCAGGUGUCAUGUGAGGUCACUAUAACCCCCGCCCCUCCUCCUCCCUCCUCAGCGUCCCCCCUCCAGGCGCCGCCCCCAACGCCCCCUCCAGAUAGUUUAGUGCAGGUGUAG
This is a messenger RNA of Scylla paramamosain (green mud crab), 1122 nucleotides long. Its product is annotated as transcription factor hamlet-like. The record is from RefSeq and is a predicted model, not a curated record. Lineage: Eukaryota; Metazoa; Arthropoda; Malacostraca; Decapoda; Portunidae. Bases 1 to 1122 code for a protein of 373 amino acids. The transcript has 2 exons.